AUGUUAUUAGACCAUAAAAACAUUGCAUUUCAGACAUAUAUUUUACUCUUAUUUUUUCAAUUUUGUAAAUUCUUUCAGAUUUUCUUAUGCUUCUGUUUCUCUUUGAGAUUUCCGAGUCUGAAGAACUUCUAUUUGGAAAAACAAACAUUAACAUUUGGAAAAAGUGAAUUUCAAAAUGGAAUUUAUUGUCCUGCUUAUAAUUAUCCAAUUGAAUGUAAAUGGAAUGAUACAAGAGGUGGUCCUCAAUGCAAUGAAACAUAUUAUUUGGAGAAUUUUUCUGUUAUUAAAGACCCACCUAAACAUGGUAUAUUAGAUGACGAUUGCUUCGGCUAUUUCAAAAAAGAUCUCUCAAAUGAUCCUAACUUCAUUGAUAAAACAUGGGAUGAACUAAAGUUUACAUGCGAAAAAACUCAUUAUGGGCGAUGUUACUUUAACAUAUAUUUUAAUAAGGAUGAUGGAAGUACAAAUCGAUGCAAAAAUUAUGUUGAUUACAAAUAUAGUCAAAGUUCAGUUUUAUUAAACGAAAUUAAUAAUAAUCAUUUUUUCUGUCAGGAUAGUGAUCUAACAAGAAAAAUCAAAUCUAUUAGAGCUUAUGUUUUACCACUUAGAUUAGAAACAGUUUUUACAAAAGUUCAACUAGAAACAGUUCGAAGAUCAUUUUUAUUUGAGAAAAUUGAGAAUUACACUGAAGAUGAAAACAGAAAAGAAAGGUACCCAACAGCAUUUAAGACAAAUAUAACAACAAAAAACAACAAGUAUGCAUAUGGAGCUACAAUAAAAUUAUACAAAGAAAAUCCAAAAAUUCAAUUAUCAACAAUGUUAUUAAACGAUGCACAUCCAAUCUCACCAAUUAUUCAAGAUAUCAGUGCUCCAGUUUCAGGACGAAAUGACACACAACUUGUUUCUCCAAUCAUUGCAAAUGGAACACAUAUCAUCGGUAUUGAUGUUUUCAACGCUGAAACAUUUUUUGAUUGGUCAUACAGCGACAACAGAUUAUAUGGAUCAAAUACUUCAUGUUUAUACAUGAAUAUCAAACCAAUUAAAGAUGUGAAUAUAUCAUAUAUUGUUAUUGAAGCAGACACAAAAUCAUAUUUGGAAGCAUUAGAGGUUUGGCAUCAAGCAUUUCCAGACUUAUAUGGAAUCAAUCCAUACGGUAAAUCUACAAUUUGUAAGUAUCCAAACAUCAGUAACUGGAGUCCAUCAAUGGUUACUAACUACAAUUGUAAGUUAUUAUGGGGUUCAGACGAAAAAUAUGAAGGCACUAAAAACUUUUAUGAAAUGAAUCCAUCAAUCAUCAGAAUAUACACAAACACGAACAAAAAAGUUUUGCCAUCUCAAAUUGCAAAAAUGAUAACACGUGUGCAUUUGUACAAUAAUCGUUAUUUUAAGUCAUAUUUUUCAAUAUUUAAAAAAUUAUAUAAUGAAUAUCAUCCAAAUUUAACAAAUAUGAUACCAGCAUACAUUUUUAAUAAAUGCAUAUUAGUUUUGAAUGAGAACAGUGAAAUAACAUUCAAGGAUUUCGAAAUUCAUGAAAAAAAUACAAUUUUUAGGGCAAUUAUGGAAGAUGAUGUGAACAAAUUUUUAUGGUUUAUUGGAUUGGAUGAUUUUGAUGAAAAUAAAAGAUUACACAAUGAAUUCUAUCCAGAAAAUGGAUUUUCAUUACUUGAAUUAUGUUGUUAUCAUGGUGCAGUUGAUUGUUUCAAAGUCAUGAUAACAAAAUUCAAUCCAGAAAUUACUAAAGAUUGUCUUUCAUUAUCAUUUUUAGGUGGGAAACCAGAGAUUAUAAAUGUAUGCUUGAAAUACCAACAACCUGAUGAAGAUUCUAUGAAAUAUGCAAUUAUUUCGCAUAACAUUGAUUUUGUUACUUUUUUGAUGAAUGAAUACAAUUUAGAAAUAAAUUUACGUGAUUGCUGCAUGGCAAGUAAUCUUCAAGCAUUUCUGGUUUAUUUUGAUCAAACUGGUGACAUCAACAAAUGUUUUAUUCAUUCAGUUAUGUUCCCGUUGCCAUAUCUUAUUAAAUAUUUUAUUUCAAUUGGGGCCGACAUAAAUGCAACAUGUAAUGGAUAUAGUGCUCUCCAUUUUGCUGUAGGUUAUAAUACAACAGAAAUUUUGCAGCUUCUUAUAUCUCAUGGUGCUAAUAUUAAUGUAAAGAAUGAAUAUGGAGACAGUCCUCUUCAUUUUGCAGUGAAGAGUAAUUCAAAAAAGAAAGUAGAAUUUCUAAUUUUACACGGGGCUGAUGUAAAUGCAACAAAUCAAGAAGGGCAGACCCCUCUUCAUUGUGCAGUAUGUGUUAUUAAUAGUUUCGUAUAUAUUAAGGUGAAAUUUAAAAAUAAUUUCAAAACAAUAAUCGAACUUCUAAUUUUUCAUGGUGCUGAUGUCAACGCAAAAGAUGAAGAUGGGAUGACAGCUCUUCAUUAUACUGUAUUAAACAAUUAUGCUGAAAUCACUAGACUUCUUGUGUCAAAUGGUGCCGAUAUCAAUGCAAAAAAUAGAAUAGGCAAACCCCCGCUUCAACUUGCAGUAAUCAAAAAUAGGCAAGAAAUAGCAAAUUUUCUUAUCUCAAAUGGUGCUGACAUCAACACAAAGGAUAAAUUUGAAACGACUGCUCUUUAUGAUGCAAUAUAUAAAGGAAACAAAGAAAUGGUUGAGUUGCUUAUCGCAAGUGGAGCAAAUGUUAAUAUCAAAUCUAAAAACAAUAUGACUUCUUUACCUUAUUUAUUACCAUUUUGGGAAAAACAUACUGCCGAUUUACUUCUUUCAAAUGAUGAGGGUUUCAAAGAUCAAACCCCUCUUCAGGUUGCAUAA
Molecule: messenger RNA, 2805 nt
Organism: Trichomonas vaginalis G3
Lineage: Eukaryota; Parabasalia; Trichomonadida; Trichomonadidae
Product: spectrin binding
Exons: 1
Coding region: 1-2805 (934 amino acids)
Molecular function (GO): protein binding
Source: RefSeq, a predicted model, not a curated record